Cladophialophora psammophila CBS 110553 is the source of this 1425-nucleotide messenger RNA. RefSeq names its product 1-phosphatidylinositol phosphodiesterase. Bases 1 to 1425 code for a protein of 474 amino acids. Lineage: Eukaryota; Fungi; Ascomycota; Eurotiomycetes; Chaetothyriales; Herpotrichiellaceae. Gene Ontology annotation, molecular function: phosphoric diester hydrolase activity. The transcript has a single exon. The record is from RefSeq and is a predicted model, not a curated record. Gene Ontology annotation, biological process: lipid metabolic process.
AUGGUACCACCUGUCACUAUCCGCAACAUCAGCAACAAUCCGCUGACCCUGGUGCUGGUCGAGCAUUUCGAUCCUGCGCCGGAUGAAGGAUUCCAGAUGCAAAAUGUGACAGCUUCCUUGGCUACGAUCACGAAUGGGCUGGGCCUUACGAACAACACCACCCGCAAAGCCGUACCUCAAAUACCUGCCGACGCGAUUCCCUUUGCGACCAGAGAGGUUUCGAUCAAGCUGCCGCCGUUCACUGUGGUGCCCACGGACAUCAAAGCUGUCAUCAACAAGCCCGAUGAACGCCUUCGACUGACAUUCCAGACGGACCUGGGAGGGAAGCAUCAGAUGUACUGCCCCGUGCCGACGGCGGAGACGGCGACGCUGGUUGCUCUCGCGGCAAACCCCAAGUUGCGCUUUACAGGUAUCUUUCUCCCCGAGACUUCUUAUGUGGCUCUGUACAAUACCUCCCACCCGGAAACCUGGAUGAAAGACCUCCCAGACCACACUCCACUCGGAGUCCUGUCGGUUCCGGGCACGCAUAAUUCGCCUACACAUCAUCAAGCCGCGCCAUCCGUGCGUUGCCAGGCGGUGUCGCCGAAGGAGCAGCUCAAGAACGGCGUCCGCUUCUUUGACAUCCGCGUCCAGGUCCCAGAGCCCUACGACCCGAACUCGGACAAGCUCAUGCUUGUUCACUCUUCCUUCCCCAUCUCUCUCACAGGGAACAAAUACUUCCGUGAUCUCUACAAUCAGAUCCUCGAAUUCCUCAAGCAAAACCCCGGUGAGACCCUCAUCUUGUCACUCAAGCGUGAAGGCACGGGCAAGGGCACAGAUGAGCAACUCUCCCGCAUUCUGAAAAACAACUACACCAACCCACGCGAGUGGUUCACCGAACCGCGCGUGCCGUCUCUGGGCGAAGUGCGCGGCCGGAUCGUCCUGGUGCGCCGAUUCGUCCUCGAAGAACCCCUACGGCACGAGUGGAACGGCCGGGGAUGGGGCAUCGACGGCCACGUCUGGGCCGACAACACGCCCAACUCGAUGUGUCCGUCGGGCGACAUCUGCGUGCAGGACUUCUACCAGGUGAUGGAGAAGCCGUCGAUCGAGAAGAAGAUCACGUACGCGUGCGACCACCUCGAGCGCAGCGGGUCGUGCUGCCUCCUCCAGGGGCAGAACAUGGGCAGCCAAAAGUACCCGCUGUACGUCAACUUCCUGAGCGCGAGCAACUUCUGGAACGUCAACUGCUGGCCCGAGAAGGUCGCCGCAGAGGUCAACCCGGCCAUCGUGUCGCACCUCUGUCAGAGGCACAUGCUGGGCGACAACGGUCGUGUCAAGGACGGAGACUGGAGCACCGGCAUCGUGGUCACCGACUGGGUCGGCCUGGGAGGAGAUUGGGACAUUGUCCGAUGCAUUGUGGGCAUGAAUGCCAAGUUGAUCAGCUAG